GUCUGGUCAGGUGGAAAGGUUCCGUAGAGACCCCUGUCAAGCUUUGGCAAUUGGGGAUGAAGAGUUCCAGGCUCCCUCCCAAAUGGCUAGGAAGCGAAUUGGGCAGAGGUACUUGAUCGGAGUACAAGAGCUCUGUCAUAUAUAUAUAUUUUAUUUUUUAUUAAUAGGCCUGUUCCAUGGACCUGAAGUUUCAGCUCCAUCGGCCCCUAUGUUAAUCCUGCUCUGACUGGUCAUAUUAUUAAAGAAAGAAAAGGAAUUUACUGUCCAUGAGAGUUUAACCAGACUUACUUUCUACAUAAAUCAGGUGCAAAACAGCACUAAGUCUGCCCUCAGUGGCUGUCUACCCGGCAGCCUCUUGUUAUCAUCCUCUCCUUGUCCCACAAGGUUAUAGGUACCACAACCAGGUAAGGCAGAAACCAGGAUCAGUCCUGCCAUGACCGCCCAUUGAUUCAUGCAUUGGGUCACUGGGUCUUUCAGAAUGGUUCGACUCUCGUUUACAGGAUUUUAUAAAGUCAUCUAAGGAUUUCCCUUGGGAUUCAAAACAGGUUGUAGCAUAAAAGCAACCCAUAAAUGGGUUAGUCUUUAUGUCUUUACCCUUUACUCUUCCAUUCUAAACUGACAGGAUGUGAAUGCGAUGACCAGGUUUUUGCUUGCAUUUCAGGUGAGUUAUAGAAAUUUUUUCUAGUAACACAAAUAUUUUGUUUCUGAUGGAUGGUACUAGCUUCAAAGAUGUGGAACUGCUAUGGGGACCAUAAUUGUGACCUCGUGGGCUAAUAUUUAUUUGGCUAUAUGGGAAAUGUGCCACAUCUUUGGAGAUAGCAACUCGCACAUUGACGACCUCCCCUUGGUAUGAAAUAGAGAACAGAGCAGAAGAUAUGUUUGUUUUUAAAUCUUUAGACACCAAUAACUCUUGAACUUUACGUAUAGUGAAGGAACAAUGUAGGGUCAGGAAUACAAAUUUAUAUUCCUGACCCUAUAAUGAAAAAAAACACCAUUUAGGUUACCAGCCUCCCGUAGCCCCACUUAAAAAGGCUUUAAAGUUACCAUGUCCACCAGCACUGGUUCUGUCCUUGCAGCUAAUUCAAUGCUUUCCCAUAUGAAAGCAUUGGGAUGCUAAUGCACCCAAGGACAAAAUGCCAUACUGCACCUAUCAGCAUUGCCUCAUUGAGAUGAAUUGAAUCAGUGCAUCUCUAUGGGGAGCAUUCAGCACCUCCAUGCAAAACGUCACUGACCCAGGAAGCAUCUCUAGUGGCUGUCUGAGUGACUGCCACUGGGUGUGUCCCUAGGCAGUAAUGUAAACUCUGCCUUUCCUCUGUAAAGGCCUUUUUUCACUGAAAAGGCAGUGUUUGCAUCAAAAUUCCUGCAGGGACAGACUGUAGACACCAAAAGCACAAUAUUAAGCUGUAGUUGUUCUGAUGACUAUAGUGUCCCUUUAAUAUUUUUGGAUAAACUUUUAAAAAACAUUUUUAUAUAUUAAAAUUAUCAAAAAUAUAUCUUGUAUAAAAAAAAUACAUCAAUAUAUAUAAUAUAAUUUCAAAAUAUUAAAAUAUUUUUCAAAAUGUUAAAUCAUUUUAAAAAUGUGUUCAAAACUAUCAUAUAUUAAAGGGACACUGUAGGCAUCCAGACCACGCUCAUUGAAGUGGUCUGGGUGCUGUCUCUUUUGCACCUAGUGCUGCAAUGUAAACAUUGCAGUUACAGAGAACUGCAAUGUUUACAUUGUGGCACUAAGUCUGCCCUCAGUGGCUGUCUACCCGGCAGCCUCUUGUUAUCAUCCUCUCCUUGUCCCACAAGGUUAUAGGUACCGCAACCAGGUAAGGCAGAAACCAGGAUCAGUCCUGCCACCCAGACAAACAGUCAAUCUAUUCCCAUUGAUAGCUGCAGAAAGCCAAACCGGUCAAUCCAAACUAUGGACUGAAUCUUCCAGACAGCCAUGGGGGAUCGCUUCCGGAAUCAUAACAAACUUUUGGACCGUUAAAUGAGGACCUCCAGCGUCAGAUUUUCCUCAUAUGAAAGCAAUUAAUCAAUGCUUUCCCUAUGGGGAGGUCUAAUGCGCGUGCAGCAUUUGCCGCGCAUGCGCAUUAGACCCCCUCAUCGCUGGAUGGAGGAGGGGCGGAGCAUUCGACCCAGCGCCGAAGGACAUCGGCGCUGGCAUAAGGUAAGUAAAUAAAGGGUUUUUAACCCUUUACUUACCAGGGAGGAGGGGAGUGCGAGGUGGGAUAAGGGGGAGGCAGAGCUUUGUAUUCCUAGCACUACAGUAUUCCUAGCACUACAGCACUACAGUAUCCCUUUAAAUUGAGGCCUUACAACAAUUUUGUUUCAGUAUGCAUCAAUGAAUCCUGUUUCCAUAUGAAAUAUGGCUAAAUUGAGGACACUAAUUUUAAUCUAAUUUCUUCUAAACCAAUUAUAGAGUAUAUUCUUGUCAGUGGGAGACUGAUCACGGUAACGGAAGGUAUUUUUUUUUAAAUUUAGUCAUUUUUGAAGAGUCCUUUCCUUUUGGUCCGUUUAAAAAUAAAAGUAAAUCUUUUUUGGUAUCUAUGAAUCCCUUUUUUUGACAGCAGAUUCAGUCCAUAAUUUGGAUUGACUGGUUUGGCUUUGUGCAGCUGUCAAUGGGGAUAGAUUGACUGUUUGUCUGGGUGGCAAGACUGAUCCUGGUUUCUGCCUUACCUGGUUGCGGUACCUAUAACCUUGUGGGACAAGGAGAGGAUGAUGACAAGGGGCUGCCAGGUUUCCACUGGUUGUUUUUGUCUGAUUCCUUAGUGAAUUUCCUAAGUUGCCUUGUCCAAACUGGGUGUUAGGCCCCUGCCUUUUGUUUUCCUGCUGCAGCCUUAAAGCAACACUUUCACCUUCUGGGGACAUCGCAAGUUCGCAAAGACCUUUGACAGUGGCAUCGCUGCCUGCGAUCCGGUGCCCGGGUUGCCAGGUAAAGGUAAGAUUUACUUACCUAAACCUGUCUAUUGCUGGCGCGGCCAUCUUCUUCCUACGGGCCUCUUCAGCUCCUAAAGCUGAGAGUACUGCAUUGAGGUCUGUGGAGGAUCCUAUGGCAUCCUCCAUAGACAGAGCUAAUUCCCUGCAGCAUUACUGGUGACAGUUGUAAGGUUGACACUGUAGCUCCCCCUAGGGACCAAGAAAGUCAGGCACAGGAAAUAUACAGAGACAAAGUAUUUCAUCUCUGUAUAUCUCUUGACUGGAUUGGAAUUUCAAUGAAAUUCCAACAGAGUUAAAAUGAGUAUUUCAUAAUAUUUUUAUCUUUAUGAAAUACUCAAUUUUUAUGGGUGAUGACAGUGCCGCUUUAAAGAGAAUAAUACUUACCUUCCUAUUUUUCUGUCUUACAUUAUUUACAUUUUCGGUUCAUUUAAUUGUAUGUGAAAUAAUACAUUUAACAUAUGGUGAGUUAUUUUCUGUUAAUUGUGAUUGUUAUGUUUGUGACAUUUAUGUAGGGUUUUAAUUAUUACUGAUCUGGUCUUUUUUUAUUUGGAAGAGUAAUCUCUUUUUAUCUUAUAAAUGUAUUGACAAUUAUUAACAAAACAAUAAAUAACUCCCUAAUUGUUUGAGAUAAGGAUGAACUAUAAUUUACCCUAUUCUUCACUCACAAACUCUUUAAAUGGGUUUGUUUAUUAUGUACUUGGUGAUGUCCAUGCGUUCCAGACUUCAAGCAGUCAUUUUAUUUCUGAUUGUGUUCAUUUGUCCAAUUACUUGUGAGACCCUAAAUAAGGGGACUUUUAUAGAAAAUGGUUGCAAUUCCUAAAUGUUCCAUAUUAUAUUUUUGUUCAACCCCUUCAAUUAAAGCUGCAAGUCUGCACUUCAAUUGCCUCUCGGUUCUUUCAUUUCAAAUCUAUUGUAGUGGCGUACAGAGCCAAAAUUAUGAAAAUUGUGUGUGUCCAAAUAUUUCUGAACCUAACUGUAUAGCACUCAAUUGUUGCUGCUCCCGGCAGUGGCGUACACAUGACCCAUGGGGCCCCGGUGCGAAAAUUGAUCCGUGGGCCCCCCCCGCGCGCGGGCCGGGCCGCAACACAUGGCGAUGGGCACCUGGUCGCAGGGGUUACAGGGCUGCGACCCCUGCGACCGCGGUAUGUACGCCAGUGCAUGCAGAUGCACACACACUUAAAGGACCACUCUAGGCACCCAGACCACUUCAGCUUAAUGAAGUGGUCUGGGUGCCAGGUCGAGCUAGGGUUAACCCAUUUUUUCAUAAACACAGCAGUUUCAGAGAAACUGCUGUGUUUAUGAAUGGGUUAAGCCUUCCCCUAUUUCCUCUAGUGGCUGUCCCAUUGACAGCCGCUAAAGGGGCUUGCGUGCUUCUCACUGUGAUUUUCACAGUGAGAGCACGCCAGCGUCCAUAGGAAAGCAUUAUGAAUGCUUUCCUAUGUGACCGGCUGAAUGCGUGCACAGCUCUUGCCGCGCGUGCGCAUACAGCCGACGGGGAGGAGAAGAGGAGGAUCGGAGGAGGAGAGCUCUCCGCCCAGCGGUGGAAAAAGGUAAGUUUUACCCCUUUCCAGAGCCGGGCGGGAGGGGGUCCCUGAGGGUGGGGGCACCCUCAGGGCACUAUAGUGCCAGGAAAACGAGUAUGUUUUCCUGGCACUAUAGUGGUCCUUUAAAGGACCACUACAGACACCCAGAUCACAUCAGCUCAAUGAAGUUGUCUGGGUGUCAGGUCCCUCUAGUUUUAACCCUGCAGCUGAAAACAUAGCAGUUUCAGAGAAACUGCUAUGUUUCACUGAGGGUUAAUCCAGCCUCUAGUGGCUGUCUCACGGACAGCCGCUAGAGGAGCACACUGAACGUCCAUAGGAAAGCAUUGAGUAAUGCUUUCCUAUGGGCGGUUUGAAUGCGUGCGCGGUCGCAUUCGGAGCUGAGAGGCUGAGGGAUCCUCAGCGCCAAGGGAGUCCGGCGCUGGAGAAAGGUAGGUGCUGAAGACACACACACUCUCACUUACAGACGCAUACACACUAGCUAACAGACACACACAUUUACUGACAGAGAUACAGUCAGCGACAGACAUACAUACACACUCACUUACAAAACAUACACUCUCAUUGACAAACACACACUCACUAACAGACAAACAGACUCACUAACACACACACACUCAGUAAGACACACACAGUAACACACUCACUGACACUCACUAGCAGACACACACACUAACACUCACUCUAACACUCACACUAACUCUAACACUCACACUAACACUCACUAACACUCACACUAACACUCACACACACACUAACACUCACACAUGAUUUUUUUUUUUUUUUAAUAUAAUCCCCCCAGCCUCCUUACCUCUUGGAGUGCUGGGGGGGAUUAUUCCCUGGGGUCCAGUGGGGCUCCUGGGCGGGUGGCCGGUCGGGCAGGCAGGCAGGCGGGCGCGCGAGGGAGCACUCAGUGCUUCCUCUUCAGCUCCCUCGCGCGCCGCGUAGGGAUGCCGGCGCCGGAAGAUGACGUCAUCUUCCGGCUCCGGUAUCAGUGCGGUGCGCGAGGGAGUUGAAGAGGAAGCACUGAGUGCUCCCUCGCGCGCGCCUGCCUGCCUGCCCGACCGGCCACCCGGGGUCAGCAGGGCCAGCCUCAGGGGGGCCCUGGGGUGGUCGGCUCCUGGGCCCCCCAGGGGAAGAGGCUGGCCCUGUGGCUACAUACCGGGUCGCAGGGGCGGCCGGGCCCCCUGGUGGGCCGGGCCCGGUCGCAGUCGCGACCCCUGCGACCCUGGUAUGCGCGCCAGUGGCUCCCGGCCCGCCUCAUGGCGCAGCCGUGCCCGACCUGCAUGACCUCGCCGAUAUUGCGAGCUUACCUGCGAGCCGGGAACCGCUCCUCCGCGUCUUCUGGGCGUUGCGCCCAAAUCAAAGAUGGCACUGACCACGUGGUCGCACACACCACAAGCUCCGCCCCUCAAAUUUAUACGGACGUGCGUGUGACGUCACAAUGUCAACGCACACGCACGUUCUGGGGUCAGAGGUCACCCUCUGACCAAUCAGAGCCCAGAGAGGGAUAUUUAAAUCCCUAAUUCACUCCAGUUCCUUGCCCUGUCGUGGCUUGCUGUUCCUGGUUCCCGAGAGUGCGUUUAUCUUUGUGAAUAUUACAUCCUGGUAUCCUGAUCUUGGCUUUUCCCUGGUUAUUCCGAAUUCUGGUUCCCCUGACUUCGCUUGUUUCAACGGUAUCUGAGUAUUUCUGGCUUCCUUGACCUCGGCUUUCCCUUUGACCAUUCUCUAUCUCUAGCGUAUUAGUCCGGCCAUUCUAAGGUCCGGUUUACGCUCUGUCCUUUUAUUUAGUUUCUGCGUGUUGGACCACACUAGCAGCCGUCCAUGGAUCCUGCGGAACUAUGCAAACAUAUGAAUGCCUGUGAGAGUAGGGUGGAGGAUAUGGACCACGGGUUAGAUCAAUUUGCCCAAGCAUUCCAGACCUUGCUCCAGAGAACUGCCUAUCUGGAGGCACCUCUGGUACCGCCUGUGGCUCCACCACCUGUAAUAGCACCUGUAGCACACAAACCACCGUCCAUAACCACCUCUCCCUCGUUUUGGAGGUGAUUCUAAGGAAUCUAGAGGUUUUCUAAACCAAAUUGAAUAUCACUUCGAAGCUUCCCCUCGUUAAUUCCCUACAGAUAGAUCGAAAAUUAGCUAUCUAAUGAACCAAUUAACGGGUAAGGCUUUAACCUGGGCUAAUCCCUUAUGGGAGAGUGGAAAUCCAGUUACAAGUGAUUACAGUGUAUUCCUAACAGCUUUCAAAACUACUUUUGACCCAAAAGGGAGAGAAAAGAACGCUGCCAGAGCCCUAAUGAGAAUAAAACAAGGCAACCGCUCUGUAGCUGAUUACGCCAUAGAGUUCAGGACAUUGGCGUCUGAGGUUGACUGGACCAAUAGAGGUUUGGUGGCUGCUUUUUCCGAAGGUUUAGCGGAAAAUAUACAAGACGAGAGCACAGCCAGAGAUCUUCCAGUUAACCUUAAUGACUUUAUUGCAUACAUGAUAGACAUUGAUAACAGGCUCAGAGAGCGAGAGAAAAACAAACAGCAUACUAGACAUUCUAACUUAUCCAUAGCCCCUUGUUUCUCUAACCCAGUGGUAAUUAGCCAUGCUCCACCUCCAGAACCUGAGCCCAUGCAAUUGGGCAUUGCUAAACUCACUGAGGCAGAGAGACAACACAGACGCAACAAGGGGUUGUGUUUGUAUUGUGGCAAAAGGGGACAUCAAAGGUUUUCAUGUCCUGUUCGGACGGAAAACUUGCACACCUAAAGCACGUUCGGGGACCGACCUUAGGUGUGAUGUAUAUGUCCCCUAAAUUGACUAAGAACCGUUUCCUUAUAAAAGCUACUUUGUCUUGUAAGAAAACCACUGUACAGUGUGAGGGUAUGAUUGACUCUGGGGCAGCUGAGAAUUUUCUAGACAAGGAAUUCUCUGCCAAACAUCUCCUGCCCUUAAGGCAGAAAGAUAGACCCAUAGCAGCAGAGGCUAUUGAUGGGAGACCUCUUACCCAGCCUCUCAUCAUGCACGAAACCCUGCCAAUCACUGUCUCAGUGGGUAUCUUACAUUCUGAAGAAAUGGUGUUCCAAAUUAUAUCUUCACCUACAUGUCCGAUAAUACUGGGUUUCACUUGGCUCCAAAAACACAAUCCAUGUUUAGAUUAGGUGGAAGGAGAAAUUGUGAGUUGGGGUGAGAGAUGCAGAGGUAUUUGUUUAAAACAGGUGCAACAACAAAUUGGUACCUUCAAUAUACCUAUAGCGCCUCCCUUGACCACAGAAAUCCCACCGCAGUAUUUAGACUUAAAGGAGGUAUUCAACAAGGUACAGUUGGAGGUAUUACCACCAUAUAGACCCUAUGACUGUGCCAUAAAUUUGUUACCAGGCACUAUGUCCCCUAAAGGAGGCGUAUAUGCACUAUCUCCCCAAGAAAAUCUUUGUUUAGAAGAGUACAUAAAGGAUGCUCUCAGAAAGGGUCACAUACAUAGAUCCUCUUCACCUGCUGGGGCUGGGUUUUUCUUUGUCUCUAAAAAAGAAGGAGACCUACGCCCUUGUAUAGACUAUAGGGGUUUGAAUAGAAUAACAAUAAAAAAAACGCCUAUCGCAUUCCCCUUAUUUCUGAGUUAUUCAAUAGGUUGAAAGGGGCCCAAUUCUUCACUAAGCUCGACCUCAGAAGUGCUUACAACCUAGUCAGAAUUAAGGAAGGGCACGAGUGGAUGACCGCGUUUAAUACGAGAAUGGAACAUUACGAAUACCUAGUUAUGCCGUUUGGACUGUGCAACGCCCCAGCGGUGUUUCAGGAUUUCAUUAACGAUGUCCUUAGAGAAUAUCUCCACAUGUUCGUUUUAGUGUAUCUAGAUGACAUUCUCAUCUAUUCCCCGGAUUUAGAGACACGUCAUGAACAUGUGAGAACAGUACUAAAAACCCUGUUAAAGAACGGCCUCUACUGUAAGCAGGAGAAAUGACAAUUUGACCAGACUGAGAUACAAUUUCUUGGGUACGUUAUAUCUCCGUCUGGUUUCAAAAUGGACCCACGGAAAUUGGAAGCAGUCUUACAAUGGCCAUUAUCCAAAGGCCUUAAAGCUACACAACGCUUUAUAGGUUUUGCGAAUUAUUACCGCAAGUUCAUUUAACGUUUUUCCUCUGUAAUCUCUCCUAUUACCAACCUCACCAAAAAAGGAGCAAAUUGCAAUUCAGGGCCCAAGGAAGCAAAGGAGGCAUUUGAGCAAUUAAAAUCUUUAUUUGCCUCAGCACCUGUCCUGACACAUCCCGAUCCAACCAAACCAUUUAUCCUAGAAGUAGAUGCAUCAGAAACAGGAGUAGGAGCCAUUCUGUCUCAAAGAGAAAGUCCUGAUGCGCCUUUACAUCCCUGUGGGUUUUUCUCUCGAAAACUAACAUCUGCAGAGAAAAAUUAUGACAUUGGGAAUAGGGAGUUAUUGGCCAUUGUACUUUCCCUUAAAGAAUGGAGGCAUCUCUUAGAAGGUUCCAAAGAGCCACUUCUUAUUUUUACCGAUCAUAAUAAUUUGGCAUAUAUUGGGGACGCUAAGAGAUUGUCCUCUCGUCAGGCUAGAUGGUCAUUAUUCCUGUCCCGAUUCAAUUUUGUAAUUACGUACAGGCCCGGGACCAAGAACACCAAGGCAGAUGCGUUGUCUAGGCAGUUUGAGACAGAUGAGGUUCCUGAACAAGAGAUAUUCCCUAUCAUACCUCCAGAAUGCCUUAUUGCCAUUACAAUUUCCAAAGUGUCUUCUCCACUCUUCUGUGCCAUAAUAGCAGAUCAAGCUCAGGCACCCGUGGAGAGACCUCCGGAUAAACUGUACGUUUCACCACCUUUAAGGAAAAAGGUACUUGGAUUAUUCCAUGAUAAUUUGACAGCAGGUCAUCCUGGAGUCCAUAAAACUAUCUCUGCUAUCUCCAGGAGGUUCUGGUGGCCUACACUUAGGAACGACAUCAAAGAUUAUGUAGGGGCAUGUCAAAUAUGUGCCGUUUCUAAAGCCUCUCACAAAUCUCCUCCCAAGCUGCUACAACCACUGCCGAUACCUAAUACUCCAUGGACUCAUUUAGCCAUGGAUUUCAUGGUGGAUCUGCCCAGUUCAAACGGAUUUAACACAAUCCUUAUGGUCAUAGAUAGAUUCUCAAAAAUUGCAUAUUUUGUACAUCUUAAAAAAAUUACCAUCUGCUCGAGAUCUUGUACAAAUAUUUUUGAAAGAGAUCUUUCGGUUACAUGGAGUGCCAAAAAACAUAGUAUCUGACAUAGUAUCUGACAGACGUACCCAAUUUAUUUCUAGGUUCUGGCGUGCCUUUUGUAAGCAAUUGGGUAUAGAACUUUCAUUUUCCUCAGCGUAUCACCCUCAGACUAAUGGCGCAGCAGAGAGGGCCAAUCAGUCUUUAGAAUCUUAUUUACGUUGUUUUAUCGAUGCCAAUCAGUCUAACUGGUACGAACUCUUACCCAUGGCUGAGUUUGCCAGAAAUAAUGCAACUUAGAAUCCUCUAAUCAAAGUCCAUUUUUUGUAAAUCAGGGUUAUCACCCCACUGUUUUACCUUCUGAAUUUUCAGACACUGAUAUUCCUGCCUUGAACACCCAUUUGGAUUCUAUUCAUGAUAUUUGGGAUUCCGUUCAUACAGCAUUACAGAAGGCAUCAAAACAUGCUAAAAGCCAAGCUGACAAGAGACGGGGUGCCAAUCCUGUCUAUCAACCAGGAGACAAGGUGGGGUUAUCCAAACGUCAUGUCAAACUUAAGGUUCCUUCCGUGAAAUUUGCCCCUCGGUACAUAGGUCCUUUUCGGGUCCUCUGUCGUAUCAACCCUGUGACUUAUUAAUUGGCACUUCCUGCUCACAUGAGAAUUGGCAAUUCAUUUCAUGUGUCCUUGCUUCAGCCUCUUACUUGCAAUCGAUACACUAAAGUGGCUACCCCUCCUCCGCCCUUGGUAGUGGGUGAUCACGAGGAGUACGAAGUUCGUUCUAUAUUGGACUCCAAAAUCUAGUGGACUGGAAAGGUUAUGGUCCUGAGGAACGUUGUUGGGUUCCUGCUGACCAGGUUCAUGCGCCCCGUCUUAUCCGGUCGUUUCACAACUGCUUCCCUCAUAAACCGGUUCCUUCCCACCCGGUGAGCGGUUUUCGAGUAGGGGGUACUGUUGCGGCUCCCAGCCCGCCGCAUGGUGCAGCCAUGCCCGACCGGCACGACGUCGCCGAUAUUACGAGCUUACCUGCUCGCCGGCGAGCCGGGAACCGCUCCUCCGCGUCUUCUGGGCGUUGCGCCCAAAUCAAAGAUGGUGCUGAUCAUGUGGUCGCGCAUACCACAAGCUCCGCCCCUCAAGUUUAUACAGAAGUGCGAGUGACGUCACAACGUCAACGCACACGCAUGUUCUGGGGUCAAAGGUCACCUUCUGACCAAUCAGAGCCCAGAGAGGGAUAUUUAAAUCCCUAAUUCACUCCAGUUUCUUGCCCUGUUGUGGUUUCCUGUUCCUGGUUCACAACAGUGCGUUUAUCUUUGUGAAUAUUACUUCCUGGUAUCCUGAUCUUGGCUUUUCCCUGGUUAUUCUGAAUUCUGGUUCCCCUGACUUGGCUUGUUUCAACGGUAUCAGAGUAUUUCUGGCUUCCUUGACCUCGGCUUUCCCUUUGACCAUUCUCCAUCUCUAGCGUAUUAGUCCAGCCAUUCUAAGGUCCGGUUUACACUAUGUCCUUUUAUUUCCUUUCCUUUUUUAUGUAUAUGUUUACAUAGUUUCUGCGUGUUGGACCACACUAGCAGCCGUGACAUCAAUACAAUAUAAGGAUAAGUAAACAUAUUUAAAGUUUAAAUUUGGGAAGGGGCAGUUCCCCCUCAAACAUUUCCUUAGCACUAGCAAGUUCCAGUGCCCAUUCCCAUUGUACAGCGCUACAGAAUAACAUUGCUGGCGCUAUAUAAAUAAUAAAAUAAUAAUAAUUCUAUGGGAACUGAAGUUGAUACAAUGUUGCUUUGUACAUGUGAAGUUAAUACAGUCUUUCAUUAUGAGGUUUAGUACAUUGCCAUGGUUGCUAUGGUAACGAGGUCCCAAAAGACAUUUUUCUCAUCCACUUAACUGGCUGGACUGAAUAUAACAUUCCACAAAAUAGAUUUUGGCAAGGCCAUCACGGAUAUCUGAAAUAUUAAUCCAAAACAUUACCAGUUAAACUGUUCUUUUUGUUUUAGGGAAACCUUGUGAUAUAAACUCUUUACAUCUCAGUACGGGAAUGUACUACAUCUGUCAAAUUAACAACACAUAAAUAUUUUGAUACAGUCAUUAAUAGUAUCAUAAUUUUAUUCUUUCUAAUGUAUUACUGCAUUUAUACAAAAAUAUAAGGUAAAAAAAUAUCUAAUGAUAUCUGUGAAAUUCUAAAACAUGAUUUUGAAUGAAGUGGAUAAUUUUCAAGAUUUUAAGUAAAGUAAAGAGAGAUUUCAUUUAAUGAGAUUUUAUCUUCCAUAAAUGCCUACAAUAAAAUAGAAGAUAAUCUGAGAGCAGUACAAUAUGGGAGUGACUGGGCUCAUUCUAUGAGAGAGGUGUGUACAGACAGAGGUGGGGUUUCAGCCGGAGUCAGGACAGCAUGCUCUGUCUGCUCUCAGUCCAAGCUUUUCCUGAGCAUGUGGGUGAGUUAUUGCCUUAUCUUUCACUGUAAAACACUUUUAACCUUAAUUUACAUAAAAAUAAUCCAGGUUUUAUUUCAUUACUAAGUGACACGUGAGUAAACUAUAGUUGACACUUCCUGGAAAUUCUGGUUUGAAGGUAUUUAUUCUUUCUACCCAAACCUGCUUCUGGCAAUGGGUUAUGGGUAGUAACCCUUUCAAUAUCAGUUGGAUGUGAAUAGGUAUCUGCUGUUUGAGAGACACAUAUUAAGUCUUCAUUCUUUAGACCAGAAAUGUUCAAAUAGCACUUUAACGCAUCCACAGGUGGCAGGAGUGAAAACAAGAAAUAGUAAACUUAAAGGGACACUCCGGUCACCAUAACAUAAUAUAAAUUAAGAUGUUAUGGUGCUAGGACACCUGCCAGACACACUCUUACCUAAUUAGGUUAAACUGUCCUCUAACAGUUAAAUCCCAAAAGAUGCCUCCAGCCUCUGAAUCUGAGUCACAGGAAGUGUACGUACCUUUUUAUCGAUGGGGAGCUACUGGUUGGUAGAGUGUCUACUGACUGCUCUAGUCAGUCUGCGGCGCCCCUGCCUGGCGGCACUCCGCGCUUCCUGUGACUCAGAUUCAGAAGCCGGAUGACAUCUGGGAGACCUGGCGAUCGGCGCUGGAGGCAACUUUUGGGGUUAACCUGUUCAAGAACGAUUUAACAACGUAAGGCAAGAGUGCGUCUGGGGACCUCCUGGCAACUUAACUACUUCAUUUAACUAAUCAUGAAAACAAGAGAUUUGCCUAGAGUGGUCAUGAUGGAGAUAACAGCAUAUUUUGGUCCUGCAGCAUUUAAUGUUACAUACUCAUAGUUAUUUACUAAAGAAAGAAUUGUCAGGAGUUCAGUCUGGAUUCAGAAUUAGACAGGAAUUUGAUCAAUUUUCCAGCUUGGCUAUUUUUGGCCCAAAUUAGAAAUUCACUUUGAAUUCCUAAUAAUUUUGACUUUAGCAAAUGACCCUGAUAGAGGGUCACAUACACAGCAUAACUGUAUCACACAAAACGCUGUUAUCUGACACCUGUAUGAUGGAAACAUUGCAAAGAUUACAUGUUUCAUCUCUGUAGAUACAUUUUGUAUAAAAAAAAUGAAACGUACAUACAUUUGUCAAGAUUAAAACAAUUACAUAUAAAUAAUAAAAUAUUUGCAUUACAGGUUCUCCUCUGUGUUUACUGUGACCCACUGUUAUCAAAGUGAAUUUGAAACGAUUGGUUAAAAAUAGGCAAACUGGAAAAAUCCUCUACAUUGUUUGUUUUGACAUGAGUUUGACAUUAAUUUAGGGCUCCAGACGAUCCACCCUUUAGCGAAUAACUGGAAUUAUUUGUUGUUGCGUUUCUAUAGAAAUAUAUGUGACCGCUAUUGUACUGUAAAAUGAUACCUGUUAUAAAUUAAUUGAGCUCUAGAUAGUAAGCUUAUUUGAGCAGGGUCACCUGUUCACCUAUUGUUCCUGGAACAUUUUCUAAUUGUGUCAUUUAUUGUUAAAGCGAGACUAUAGUCACCAGACCAAUUACAGCUUCAUGUAUUUGUUCAGGUGAAUAUAGUCAGUCCAUGCAGGCUGUUUGCAGUAAACACUGUCUUUUCAGAGAAAAGGCAGUAUUUACAUUAUUACAGCCUAAGGACACCUCCAGUGACCACUCCUCUUCAGUGGCUGCUAGAGGUGCAUCCUGUAUCCACCCCCUGCGUGGUGACACUGAACUUACCUCAUAGACAUGCAUUGAUUCAAUACAUCUCUAUGAGGAGAUACUUAUUGGCCAGAGCUGUGUUUGGCUUGUGGUGGCUCUGCCCCUGACCUGCCUUCUUCAUAUUCUAAUGCUUUGCUAUAGGAAAGCAUUGUGAAUGGCUCACAUCAUCACUUCUGAUGAUGUCAGCCAAGAAAGCAGUAUAGGUGCAGAAGCAGCACCAGCAGACUGGAAUACAAGUAAAAUUUUACUAUAUUGAGGAGGGCAGGGGGGAUAGUUUGUGUUUUUAAAACUAUAGCAUGUUUGUGUUCCUGACCCUAUAGUGUUCCUUUAAAUUUCCCCCUUUUUAAUAUUGUACAGCGCUGCGGAAUAAGUUGGCGCUAUAUAAAUACCAAAUAUCAUAAUAAAUGUUGCCUCUUUAUAAUAAUACAUUAAGAGCUAUAGGCUGUCAUAGUUUAGAGGGAGCACGCUCAGCUCUGCAUUGUUCUCAUGAACUGUGUUGGUAAUCUUUUUACUGGACUCUUUUUUUGUCCUCACUUAGGAAAGUAGAAUGAACUGCUUUGUUAAGAUACAGUCUGAUUAUUAUACCAGAUUCACUUCCUUCCCAAUAUAAAACAAUGCAUGUGUUUACUAUUUACUUAAAGCGGGUCUAAUCAGGGCUCGGCAAAGUUAGUCUGGGCCACAAUCUGGUUUUAGCUAGUGCUUCUUUUUCCAGCCAUCAGUCAUCAAACUGCACCUGCACAAUGUUUCAAAUCUACAUUACGAGCAGCAGCUAAGUAACAAUUGUGCAACAAUCCAUAUGACUCAUACAGCACCCGUGUGAUAUGCAGUGCGUCAGCCACAUGACCUUAACACACAUGGCAAAGAACACUCACAUCACAUAUAUCUACAUACAUUGGCAAUGCAACAAAACAGAGUCACAUCAUAUCUUUUAAAAUAAGGAAGUGACAGGGCGCCUAUGACUCAAUGAGCAUAUGUUUUUUAAAAAAGUGGCAUGACUCAUAGGUGCCAACAGUCCCAGAUUUUCUGAGACAGUCUUUGAAUGUUUAUCACUAGUAGCACUGUAAAAAUCUACAUAUUCUGUGUUUCCUAAAAAUAAUCUCAUGUUGUUAUUUAUUUUCAAUGUUUUAAUGUGUUUCCUUUUUCUUACGGGGUUAACAACCUUCAACUGUAGGAGUCACCCCAGUCUAAUAAUUCCCCAGUAUUCCCUUCUGAUCGAGAGACAUCACGUGCAUCCUCGUGUACUAUGUAUAGAAUGGAAUGCAGUAGCAAAGGCUGACACUGGGCAUAGCUUAAAUUUGGUCCUGGGUCACUUGGCAAUGAUCAUUACCCACAAGGCAUCCGUAAAAUGAAUUCCCUAGAAGACGUCAUGGACAGAGGGAACAUAAUGGCCGCGGCCGGAAUUAGGGCAAUGAAGAAAAGAUAAUAAAUAUAAAUAGGGGUAAGGGAUGGGAAGGGUGUAAUCAUUAAAAUACAGGAUGAUACGGAAAGAAAAACAUGCAGAAUUUUUUUUUUUAGAGGGCCGCUUUAAAGCACGUCAUCAGAUUUUAAUAAUGUCUCCAAUCUAAGGAGCUGUCAUUCCCCGAGGUAGCUCCAGUACAGAAAUUCACCUCUGUGUGUUUAUUUGCCAGAAAAAAAUGGUUCUCCUAACAUUGCAUAAAGACGUUCUUUCAUAAGAGAGUAAUUUGUAACGUCCCCAGCUCACUUUCCCGUCAGUGAUUCACUGUCUGCUACUGACCACAGACAUAGUUAUUAUUUUUCACCCAACAUACCUUCAUGAAAAACAAACUGCUAAAAAGUAAAAGAAAUGCAAAAAAGAGGAAACAAACGCACGUAAACGUUAGAAUCUGACAUCGUUCCUGCUUACACUAAACGAACACUUUUCUUUUAUUCUGUUUUAUUAGACGCAUGCUUGGCUGCGUGGACUGAAAUUAAGUACAGAUGGAUAGCAGUAGGACAAUUGGUGGGGUAAGUUGACCUUUUAUUUAGCCCUUAGUAUACAAAUAUGUACACAGUGUGUGCUGGUGAAGCUCUUAGCUCAUCAGUGAUUUAUUAACUGCUAGAUGAAUGGAUUGUAAACAAUCAAAUUAAAAGAAAGCAAAUUAUUAAUUUUUAUAAUUUCUGAAACCUAGCAUGCAUGUUGAUCGUAUUACUAAUAUACUGUAUAAAUACCAGGACGUACUUGAAAACCAGAGUAAUCUGAAUGUACCUUUCCUGGUUAAAUACUUUGUUGUUAUUAUUAUUAUUAUUAUUAUUAUUAUUAGUGGAUGAUGAUGUAUGUUUGGCUGUUUCAUUAGUUUCUUUCCAGGUCUCUGCAUAUUGACUCACUUUUUGCAGAACCUUUAGUUUGUUUCUUAGAAACUUUUUUUCUAAUAUUGUAGUUACUACUAAGGCAUCAAUCGGGUUUUAAAUUCAUGCAGCCAGGAUCAGAUUAAGACUUAUGAUAACAACUUUAGCCUAUAUUUCACAUUUUUGGAUAUGCUGUGCAAAUUAUUUUAGAUGUUUGGAUACAUUUUAAAAUGAUUUUUCAAAAUCUAAAAAUCGAAAAAAAAUUAAAUAAAAACAAACUAAGAAAUAAUAUAAGCUGCACCUUAUAAUGUGUAAAAGCUAAAGAAACACAUAAAUAAAUAUAAACCAUAAACAAAUAAAGUGCUCUGUAUCUUUAAACCAUGUAAUAUAUGGCAUACAUGGCAUACUGAGCAAGCCGCCGAGCCCCCUCCUGGUGUCGGGUGACACAGUCUGCCUGAAGGUGGUUUAGGCGGCCGCGAGGCCUUAAGCGACCGCCUAAACCACCGCCUCUGAUUGCAGAGCCUAUACAGUUAGAGCAGGCUUCUCUGCGCUACACUUGUGAGUUGAAUAUUCUCCCUUACUUCCUUUUUACACCAUUGUUACAUUAUUACCCUAUGUUGUUGUUUUUUUCUAUUUAUUUUUAUAUGAUAUACUCCUGAUGAGAUUCUUCUUGCUCAUAAUAGUAUGUAUCAAGAGUUCUCAUAUUGACACGGACUUAAGGCAAUAUAUUUUAAGAUAAUUUUGAUGCACAGUGCACUUUUACACAGUUUUUCUUGUGGCUCACUUUGUAUUCACAAUUAUUAGAAUAUAUGUGUGCACUUUAUUAUUGAGUGAAAUACACUGUUAUCACUCUGCAGUAUAUUACAUGUUUUGUUAUGUUUUGUUUUGUUUUGUGAUGCCAAGACACGUUAUGUUAUGUAUAGGAUGUUAUGAAAUGUCUUAUGUGAUAUAUGUACCAAUUGUAUACAAUUGUGUCAUUGUUGGGCAUAAAAUGAUUGUGACUGUGCUUAAAUAAUCAAACAAACUGUAAAAUCUUCAAACAUUUUGAAAAAUCAAGAAAAAUCCAAAUAUAGAAAAAAAAAAUAUAUCAAAUACAAUAUAAAAAAGAUUUUUCAAAAUAUUAAAUAACUUUAAAAGCUUAUCUAAAAAUUAUCUUAAAACGUUGUUAUGGUAUGCAGAGGACCGCUCUCUGAUUGCUCUGCCCCUGAACCUCUGCUCCCUGUCCCAGGCUUCAAUGAGGAAGGUUCAGGCCAGGCACCACUGAUUAUUAUUAUUAUGUUAUUAUUUAUACAGCGCCAGCAAAUUCCAUAGCGCUGUACAAUGGGUGGACUAACAGACAUGUAAUUGUAACCAGACAAAUGGACGCACAGGAACAGAGGGGUUGAGGGCUCUGCUCAAUGAGUUUAUAUGUUAGAGAAUGAAAGUGGCAGCUGGCAUCCCCAGUCAAUCAGUAGCUCCCCAUAAAGAAGAGCUACGUAUCUUUUUCACGCUCUUUUAGCAAUGGGAGAUGAUCUCAGCCUAUCAGUAGCCCCCGGCUUACUGAUUAAAGCCUCCAAUAUGGAGUUAAAGUUCAGGCUCAGAGCGAUAGAGGGCGGGUUUAAAGACUUUCUGGUUAAACCGUUCUUUACCUUUUUAACCCCUUCACUUAAGCCGGCACCCGAGAUCUCCUUGCACCAUUAUAGCUUCAUUCCAAUUAAGUUGUUAUGGUGCCUGGAGUGGUCCUUUAAUUAUCUUAAUCCACUUCCGAUGGUCUGUAUUUUGAACCUCAUUGGGGUUUCAUUAGUAACCACAUGAAGCAAUAUAUAUUUUAUUAUAUUGUAUUAUAAGAAAGGGGUGAAUUCAGGAAAAUCUUGGGGCACUUACAAUCUCAACUGAACACAAUAUGAAUCAACAAUUUCUCUGUACUAGGGUUAUAAACUAUAUUGUGAAUUAUUAGGAAUUGAUAGUGAAUUUCUGCUACUAAAUUCCCAAAAAAUCUCCAUUUAGUGAAUAAACUUGGUAGUGUAUACUCAGUACUAUGUUGGCAUGGUCACUAGCCUAGGACAUAAUUAAAACUCCCUUAAAAAUAGAAGCCGUUAAGCAGUGUUGUCAAAAUUAAUUUUUUUCUCGGCCCUGCUGUCAUCCAGAUUCCAGGAUGGAGGAGGUUCAGGUGAUGUAAGGAUUCAUUUGGAGACUGGUCACAACACCAACCUCCAGAAAUUCCAGAAAUUAGUUUGUUUACAGUUUGGACCCUUUAUCAGCUACACCUGUUUGCGUUACCUGUCCAGUAAUGAUCUCUGUCAGUUUGUUAAACAAACAUACCUCCCAUUAUACUACAACUGCUGACAUCCAGUAAACCAGUAAAACACAUAAACACACAGCACAAACACGCGUACACACUCACCACCAACACACACAGAGGCACUCUAACUCCUUUCAGUCUAUCCCAGCAUUUGGGUGGUUAAGCCAGGUCUCCACUCCCUUAAGUAAGAGUCCUUAUAGGAGAUAUUUGAGCUCAGGGACCAUGUGGGUAUCCUCUUCCUUCAAACCCUCUCUCGUGAGUUAAAUUAUUGAAUUGGUCUUUUAUUUUGAUUCAUGUAGCAGUGGAGAAAUAAAUGCGAGACUCACAGGUCUCAAAGCUGUUGGGGGAGAAUGCAAUAAUACAUGCGAAGUCCCUCCCUAGCUCCCAAAGCCCAGCUCCUAAGGACCAUAACCACUACAUCUCUUUAAGAGUAAAACACAAAAGCCAUUUGACUGUAGUUAGUAUUUGACUUGUUUAGUGAGUUUACCUGACGAACUUAUGGUGUGAAAUUUACCUAGUAAUAUUUAUAGUGAUUAUUUAUAAAAUAAAAUGUUGUGUUUUGUUUUUUUACAUUAUUACUUUUUGACCCACAGCAAUCACCCGAUGUAGAUGGUUUCAAUACAACGGAUGGAGACGCGUUGGCCACUCAGCAAUGGAAGAGUAGAGAUUUCAGCCAUUCUGAGGUAUGAAUUGAGACUUUAAAUCUUUUUUUUUUUUUUUAAACAAUCAAACAUAGCUUUUAUUUCGUUUCUCAAUAUCUCACUGUUUAUGGCUGUGAGAAAUCUGGAACAAACGGCUAUUGUUCCAAAUCUGGUUUUAUAGUGAUAAUUUGCACUUUGCAGCCUUUAUAAAGGCUUUAUUAAGGUUAAGAUUCUUAUUUACAACAUUACAAUAAUGCAAAAAGUGUACAUGCGAGACUCGCAGGACUCAAAGCUGUUGAGGGAGAAUGCGAUAAUACAUGUAUAGUUUCAUAUGCAGUGUUUUGAAAAAACAUAAGCAGUAACAGUACAGAGUUAUAGAGGUUUUGGAGCAUAUCAGCUAUUUCUAAGCAUAUAGGAAGAGCCUGUAAAACCCACUGGCGCCGACCGGGUGCGGACCCUGCUGAAUUAAUAAUUCACCGGUGAUCCACGGUAGUCGAGUGGGCACGGGCCGGCAGGGGGCCCCCAGAACACAUCGAACACCUCUGAUUGAUCAGCCUCAGGAGUGUACGUAUGUGGGUGUCAGGACUUUAUAAUAAUAAUAAUAACCCCACCUCCUUUUAUGACGCGCCGACGUAAUGAAGCUAAGAACGCCACAGCCCGCCAAGGUGUUAGAACGAGAACAUUUGGGGGCGUGGUUACCUACCUAAUUGAAACGGUAUUUAAAGAAAACCAGGGAGAGACUCAUUGCCCUGUUGUGGUUCUUGAUAGACCCAAGAGCGCGUAUCUCGUAUUGGUAUUCUUGUUUUCUGACUUUGGCAUGGUUUGACUAUUCCUCCUUCUGUGUUCCUUUGAUCUCCGCUAUUGCAUUAUCGUUGAUCCUGAUUUCUGGUACCCUUGACCUCGGCUCACUAUUGACUAUUCUUUGUGUGUGUAGUGUUAGUCCAGCCAUCCUAAGGUCCAGUAUACAUUACUAGUAUUUGAAUUCUGUGUGUAGGAUCCCCGAACGUACAUGACAUUUACAUCUUGAUUUAUAUGUUCACUAAAAACCACCAUUCACAUAGGACUUAAAUAGCCGUUUGUUGUGGUUUCAGUAUAUAAAAUAUACUAUCUGUUCAUUAUUUAGGGCAAUGUAUUCAUUUCAAGUUUCAUUUAAAGGGACUACCUCCUAUUUUAUUUCCCCCUUUACUUCAUCUCUGUAUUGUUAAAGUAAUACAGCCUUAGAGAUCAAAUCUCCUGUACAACUAUGCCAAUCACUACAAAGAAAGUAGAAAAAAAUGAAUAUGGACACAUUCUAAAAAUUGUAGGACAUUUCACACAUCAGAUUAGGGGAGUGGCAACACUUACAAGGUUUACAGAUUCCAUUUGGAAGCAAAGACACCCCCACCCCCACACCCUUCAAAAAAAUUGAAUAAUCCAUCAAUUACUUCAAAUUGGAGCAUCUUUUUAUUUUUUAAGUUGAUUGCUUUUGCUUGUAUUUUUCACACAUUUAUAUAUAAAGCAUUAAAAAGAAUGAGUCCUCUCCAGUUUUGAACAUUCCUCUACUUUUUAAUCUAUGAUUCACAUCUUGAUGGAAGCACUAUUUCUACUUGUUAAUCAAGAAUAACAAGUGGGACACAGCUUCGUAGAUCUUGGGAAUAAGUUGUACCAGAAAAGUGAGACUUAAACAAUGAGACCUGUUCAAUAACCGAUGCAUUGAUAAGGAAAAUCACAGAAAUUGGAAUGAAAUUGAGAUGAGGCGGAUUUAUUUUUUUUUUCAUUGCUUGGUUGUUGUGGUUGAGGUUUUGCAAGUCAGAUUUCAACUUAGUUUACUCCAAGCCAGUGUCUGGUAAAUAAUAAACCACUUAAUAAAUAAUCCUCUUAGUAUUUUCUACAGUAGGAUAUUGUAAACACUAAAGCCAUGCAUAGUCUAACUGCCAAUAUUAAUCUAGAGGCAUGUACUACCCUGCCAAUUUAUCCACUUUAAUUACAGAUUAGGACACGUGUGUGGGAGGACAGAUUACAAAUAUUAGGACAAAUUCCCUUUCUCUGUAAUUAGUAAUUGCAGUGUAAAACUGAUCAUCUAAAGCUUUGACCUUGAGUACACAACAAAUUAUUUAUUAUCUUGUUUUUUAAGGCAUAUUUUUCAUUUCAUUUAUCAAUGUCCUGUAUUUUAUCUACUGUUAAAUGGAUUUGUUCGCUGCACACUGAAUAGUAAAUUUGGGCUAAAGUAAUCAAGCUUUGACUUUUCAGUUUACCUGAAUUCACCAAUUAGGGAAUUAGUGAAUAGUUUGUUUUUUGGUUUUUGCCUAGGUAGAGGUUAUUCAUUAAAGGGGCACUAUAGUGUUAGGAAUACAAAGAGGUAUUCUUACAGGACCACUAUAGGCACCCAGACCACUUCAGCUUAAUGAAGUGGUCUGGGUGCCAGGUCCCUCUAGGAUUAACCCUUUUUUUAAUAAACAUAGCAGUUUCAGAGAAACUGCUAUGUUUACACUGAGGGUUAAUCCGGCCUCUAGAGCCUCUAGUGGCUGUCUCAUUGACAGCCGCUAGAGGCGCUUGCGUGCUUCUCACUGUGAAAAUCACAGUGAGAAGACGCCAGCGUCCAUAGGAAAGCAUUGUAAAUGCUUUCCUAUGAACUGGCUGAAUGCGCGCGCGGCUCCUGCCGUGCAUGCGCAUUCAGCCGAUGACGUCGCUAGGAAGGAGGAGAGGAGGAGGAAAGCUCCCCUCCCAGCGCUGGAGAAAGGUAAGAUUUUAACCCCUUCCUCUCUCCAGACCCCGGCGGGAGGGGGACCCUGAGGGUGGGGGCACCCUCAGGGCACUAUAGUGCCAGGAAAACGACUAUGUUUUCCUGGCACUAUAAUGGUCCUUUAACACUAUAGGAACCAUCUACGACUCACCCCCACCUACUUGAUGAUAUAAAGGGUUGAAUAACCAUUUACACAUUUACCUGGUUCCACUAGAGGAAGUCUUAGUCCUGCAAUCUAAAUAUUGCAAUUCCUCUAAAACUGAAUUGUUUUACAUUACCAGCUUUAGGGGACUGGGACACUCCACCCAGGCUACUUCAAUGAGAUGAAGUGGUCUGGGUGCCUGUAGUGUCCCUUUAAAGUGUUUUUGUUUUUGUUUUUUAGGUCCCAGAGCAGAACCCCGAGGGACACCACUUACCACUUUUGUCCAGAUUGAAAAUGUACCAUUAAUGACAACUCUCUGUACUCUAUAUUUAAGCCAAUGUUUGAUCGAAGAAAGUGGAUUUUCAUCUAUACUUCUACUUACUUCUUCGUAUAAUGCAAUUUUGUUAGUUUGACAUGACCUAUGUUUCCUAAAACCAUGCUGAGUUUGCUAAUAAUGUUCUUCCCAAUGAAGUCCUGAAUAUUAUCCCUUAAUAACCUUUCAAAUACUUUCCCAGCCAGAAAAGUUAAACUCACAGCUAUAAUUUCCAAAACCUACAUUGUUUCUUACUCUGUAACUAUUCUAAAGAUUCCUGAGCUCAUGGGAUUAAUCAUAAAUCCAUAAAUUGAGUUCAUUCUGAUUAAUAUAAAGUGAAGUAUGAACUAAAAGGCCCUUGUAGUGCCUUCCUUCUCCCGAGACACGUUUUGUCUGUAGAUGGCUUUUUCAAUGGGUGUCUAAUGAUAUCCUGGUCUCCGUAUUUAAGUUUGUAGCGUCCCUGCCUUUUUCCUCCAUCAUCCAAUCUGACAGUUGCUCAACAGUUGUGCCAUGUUCGAAGACGGUGUCUCUUUACAAACACAAAGAUGAAGCACCGUGCUUGUAGCAGCAGUAGCUUAGUAUCCAACAGCUCAGAAUACAUAGUAAAAACAAAGAGAACACUACCUGCGCUCUGGCCUAACUCCCCAUGUACAUUUAAACAAAAUGGAGGCUCUUUAGUUUUAUUCCAAUGGCAAUUUGAAUAUAAGCUCAGAUGCCACGCCAUAUUUAUUAGUAUUGCCCAUUAUCAGCCAAAUAAAAUACAUGAAAUUAAGAGAAUAAAUAUGUUUUAAAAACAUAGAUAUGUAAACGAUUAUAUUAUCUAUUUUAUACAAUAGUAUGAAUCGAAUGGAUAUAUUAAAACAUUUAUAUAAAAAGCUAUAAAGUGUAUUAAAUAACCACAUAAUGCAAGCCAUCCCAUAUCAAAAUAUGUAAUACACAUAUAAAAGGUAGGUAUAUACAUAUAAAUACACACUAAUUAGUGAUGUCCCGAACGGUUCGCCGAACGGUUCGCCACGGACGGCGAACAUAUGACCCUGUACCUCACAGUCAUCAGACACAUUCCAGCCAAUCAGCAGCAGAUCCUCCCUCCCAGAUCCUCCCACCUCCUGGACAGCAUCCAUUUUGAAGCUGCAUUCUUAGUGAGCUGUCCAGGAGGUGGGAGGGAGGGUCUGCUGCUGAUUGGCUGGGAUGUGUCUGCUGACUGUGAGGUACAGGGUCAUAUGUUCGCCGUCCGCGGCGAAUUGUUCGACGAACCGUUCGGGACAUCACUAACACAUAUAAAAAAAAAGUUUUAAAAAUUAUCCAAUUCAAAAUCAGCAUUAAGACUAAAUGGGAUUAAAGUAUUAAGAUUUUAGAUCCAUUUCAUCUCUGUUUUACCUAAUUUUUAAUGAAAUCCUUUCCUCUCCAAUUCAUAUUCACUUUCUUUAUAGCCAUAAAUUGUAGAAACUGUCGGCCACUAUUAUGUACUUGUUUAAAAUAUAGUGAGACGCUUUGUUUUUUAUAUCCUUUGCUAAGGUUUUAAUAUAUUAUUAUAUGUAAUGGAUGUUUGGUUAUUCCCACCUAAUACAAUUGGCAUGUCCAUUCAAGGAGAUAAAUGACACUUUUAGCAAAGCAUGUAACUAAAUUCUUGAUUUAAUAUCUUCACUCUUUUUUAUGUGGAUCUACAAAUGUCUUUAUUUGUCUCUUCGUUCUCUUAGUAUUUUUACACGCCAGACAUAAUCCGUACCCAAAAAACCUUCUAGAUGAGCUCAUUUUGAAUUGGAAAAAAUGAGCAACUCAUCUAAGUUGGGGAUUUCCCAUUUGCAGUCAUCAGUUUACUCCAACUCCUAAAACCUUUUUUACAUAUCUUCAACUUCCUAGACUUACAAAAUGUGCUUGUGUUUGCAAAAAAAAAACAAAAAAAACAAAAAAACAUAUUCACUACCAGGUUUUAGUUGCAAUGCAAAAUGAAAAAUUAGUUCAUGUGUGCUGAUGGAAGGAAAGGUGUUACAUUUAAUCAACCUGUAGACAAAUACAAUGGACUUUAUUUUUAGAAUGCUUGGUGCCAAACAACUUAUUAGUUCCCAUAAAGCACAAUAACGUAUUAAAAUAAAAACCCUGAAGAAUAACGUUACUUACACAGCAUCACAAAUCCAUAUGCAUAUUUAAAUAACUGGAGGAUUUUUAGUAUCAAUCUAAUGGCCAUUUAAGUGUAAGUUCAUCUGCCACAUCAAGGCAAAACCUCCUAGGUACACUAACAAGUCACCUUGCUUCUUUUAGCUAAAAGGCAAAAUCUCUCACCGCGGAAGCUCACACAACACCCCACACAACAAGACAUGACACACAUAAGACAAAAACCGAGUGCACCUUUCCAUACACCUGACGAUUAAACUUAAAUGCUAUAUUGAAAUGGUGACUAACCUGCUAAUAAUCCUGUAAUCUAUAUAAAUGAGUGGUUAAAACACGUAGAAAAGCAAGAAAGGUGCUAUAUUGAUCUGUCUGGUAACCCCCAGACACACUGUACUCUCUUGAACUCUAGAACAAACCAUGCACCGAUGACAAACUCAGAAAACAACUAAUCAAAUGUAUAUUUAUAUCAUACAUAUAUUGUUAUCGUAUCACAUAAUCUUUCUUCUAUGUACCACGUAAUAUGACAUGCCUCAACCACUCAAAAGAAAGAAUAAAAAAAAAAAAUACAAUAAAAACCAAAGAAAUGAGUUACUUGCACACUAUACCAAAUCCCUGUGCGUAUUUACAUAUCUGGUUAAUAUCACUACAAUGGCCAUUUACGUGUAAGCUCACCAGCUACGUCAAUACAGGUAAGGUAAAAGUGUUACAUCCAAGUAUUGACAGCUUGCCUAGUUUGCAUACAUCACAUCUACUUCCUUAAAGGAAGAGGUUUUGGCUCCCACUACCCCUACGUGUCUUUUUGGCAUAAACUGUUUUAUCCGUUAGCGAGCAUUACGUUCAGGUUAUUUGUAAUUAAGAUAUUUAAUUUACUUUCACAGGCAGAGGAAAUAAAUAUCCAGUUUACCUUUUACAUAAUUUUACAUAAAAAUCAUCAGGAAAGGGAGUUUAAUAUUGUGAGACAUAUACUGACAUAUACUGAUUAAAAAUAUGUAGUAAUAACUGUCUCACCACUGAACUAUUUUUGUGUCUUACACUGUUCGUGGAGGGGGUGACUCCUGGCCAUCUGGCACUUGAGUGACCUAACUACAAUGGCAAGUGCUUCUCAUUCCCAGCAUCUCUUUGGUGUAUAUGUAGUCCUAACAGUCUGACAAUAUCCUUUAAAUUGACAUACUAGGCACCAUAACUACUCCAGAUUAUUUAAGUGGUUAUGGUGCCAGAUUGGUGCCAUCCCUUCACACUUUUUGACUAAUUUGCUUAACUCAGAAUUAACAGACCAAAUUACAAUCUAACAUGAAAAUCAGCCCUUAUCUGAUUGCAACCGCAUCCCACCAUUGAGUUUGGAACUGCAAAUUACUAGAAUUUAUAGCUAGUGCUGUAAUUGUCUAUUGCUGGGCAUAGAAUAUUAUUCAGGUGCCGUCAGAUAUAGUUAGUGGCAUAGGCGUGCAUAGCCUAUUGCUUUAGGGUUUGCACCCUAAAGCACAAACACGCCGCAUGUAAAUGUGUAUAUAUAUAUACAUAUAUAUAUAUAUAUAUUACACAAGAUCCAGCGCACUCACCUAUCCACUACUCCUUGGUUUUGCACCCCUCCCUGUCACGGGUGCCUCAUCCCAGGGCCCUAUUUAGCCUUGUACUGCAGAGAGCCCCAGAUGGAAUUUUUUUCCUCAAGUAAAUGGUUAAUCUCAUAAGAGCAGACAUUAGGCUGUUAGUGUAGGACCUGCCAAAGAUGGGUUACAUUGACGUUGUGGCAGGCUUAUGCAAUGUAUGAUCAUAUAAUGUAACUAAACCCCCAUUAUUUUUGCCUAGAUUAGGUGUUUUUAAAAAAACUAAUAAAAUCUUUCAACAUUGAAGUUGCUGUUUAGUGGAUAGGUGAGUGCGCUGGAUCUUGUGUAUUGUGUUAUUUGGCCCCCAGCAGCACCCCCAAUUAUGCAUGUUUAGGUGAGUGCAGCCAACCCCCCCUUGUUUCAUAUAUACAUAUAUAUAUAUAUAUAUAUAUACAUAUAUAUAUAUAUACACACACACAUACAUACAUACAUACAUACAUACAUACAUAUAUAUAUAUACAAAUACACUCUUGCAUAUAUACAUACAUACAGACUCGCUCUCAUAUAAAUAUCAAUAUAAACAAACAUUUUUAAAAAUGUAUUGAAACGUAUGCACACUGCACAUUACUGUAUCACAGAGCUUCGCCAGCAAUAAAACUCGCAGUGAUGGGCAGUGUGCAUGAUGACUGCCAUUAAGGGACACUUCCCAAUCCUUGCCCGUAGCGUGGGUUUCAGCGUCCAUUACACUCCCAUUUCAUGUCCAUUCCCCCCAUAUUUCAUGUCCAUUCCCCUGUAUUUCAUGUCCAUUCCCCUGUAUUACAUAUCACCCCCCCAUAUUUCAAGUCUAUUCCCCCCCCCUCCUCCCCCAUUUCAUGUCUAUUCCCCCAUAUAGAAUGUAGGGUACAUGUUGAGAGAUCAGAUUGUCUUAUUAAAAGGAAAUCAUUUACUCUCAGAUUUAAAUGCCAAAAAAUUUAUUUUCUGUUUGAAUGGUUUACAGUCAAAUUGAAGGUAGAUUAGUUAUUAUGAUCUUGCCAGACAAUACAUUUUAAUGGGGUUUCUUGAAAAAAUACGUAGAGCAACGUUAAGCAACCAGCAAAAGCUGUUAAUGUGCUGCUACACUUACUGCCCAUGAAGAUGCAUUUGAUUGCCACAAAAAAACUGCGUUAUAUGUUAGAUCCAUAGGGAGAAGUAGGUAGGAGGAAAAUAAGGCAGGCUUGGCUCACUUGGUUCAGAUUACUGGGAUAAGUGUCCUGCCGCUCUCCCAAAAUGCCCCAUAGGUGCUACGUAAGGUUAAUAGAUAGAGGCUUUGUGAUAGCAGUCGGGCUGUCAGCGUGAGCUAUUUUGAUACGUAAAUUUAAAGUUAACUGAUUGCAAUAUUUAGAAAGGUUAUGGUUUAUUUUUUGUCUUUAGGCCCCUUUAGUAAGGCUUCAGCCUUUUUUAUCUAUGAACUGAUUUUUUUCUGCAUAUUCUUGUGUCUUUUGUUGAUUCAUUAUAUAUAUCAUUAAAGUUAAUACACUUUUAUUCGUUAAUUUCUUGUGUAAUGAAUGAAUAUUUUAUCGAUUAAUAAUGCUAUAUUUAUUACGUUUCUCUGCUUUUGGUUUUACAGAACCUGGAUUUACAUCUAGAAUGCGUGCGCCAAGAACCUGAUAAUAUUGAUAAUAUUGACAAAGCAUCGUAUUUUGACUUGUUUGAAUGGAACUCUCCCAUUGACUCAAAAAAGAAACUCACCCUGUUUCCAAAAUGGCAUUUACCUUUAAAAGUAGCAGCCGCACUGACACUAUUUAUUUUUAUUUAUACCUUUAUCAGAGAAGUACUUCACCCUUACGUAAUGCGUAGCAGAAAUGAGUUCUAUAGGAUUCCAGUUUUGGUGGUGAACAAAGUCUUGCCAGUGGUCUCCAUAACACUUUUGAGUUUGGUUUAUUUGCCAGGCAUAUUGGCUGCAGUUCUCCAACUUUACAGAGGAACAAAGUACCAAAGGUUUCCACGGUGGUUGGACACAUGGAUGCUAAGACGAAAGCAGUUUGGGCUGUUGAGCUUUUUCUUUGGUGUAAUGCAUGCCCUCUACAGCUUGUCCUACCCAAUGAGAAGGUCUUAUCGAUACAGGCUUCUGAACUGGGCAUUUCAACAGGUAAUAUAAUAAAAUAAUGUAUAUUACAUGGCAAAUCCUACAAUAUGGUAAUUUCCUUUCUCCAAAAAUGUCAAUAUUAUUUGAGUACUCCUUACCUUGUAGGUUUAGUGUUCGCGCACAUUAAUGCAGAAUCUAAUAGCUAAGAAUGUAGCCUUUGUUAAUGAGGACAUUAUAGUCACCAAAACAACUUUUGCUUAAUGAAACCAUUUUGGUGUAUAGAUCAUUCCCCUGCAGUCUCACUGCUCAAUUCUCUGCCAUUAAGCAGUUAAAUCACUUUGUUCAUACAGCCCUAGUCACACAUCCCUGCAUUUGACUUACAGCCUUCCUAAACACUUCCUGUAAAGAGUUAUCUAAUGUUUGAACUUCCAUUUUUGCAAAUUCUGUUUAAUUUAGAAUUUUUUAUCUCCUGCUCUGUUAAUAGCUUGCCAGACCUGCAGGAGCCUCCUCUAUAUAAUUAAAGUUUAAUUUACAGUUUUAAUUUACAGAGCAGGAGAUAAAAACUAACUUAAGUAGUUCAGUUUCUAGAACUAAUCUUCAAUAUACUUGGGAUUAUAUAUUUUGGGUUGUCUUGUGAUGUUGAAUAUAUUAAGCCAUUGGGAAUAUAAAAACUUGCAAAACAUCUAAUUUGGAGUCAAUUGGCAAACUUUGUGCAUAACUAUAUAUGUAUUGCAACCAGUGUGCUGUUUUACACCUGAAAGUGUAACGUGAACACAUUGUAUGCUCUUAUAUUAUAAGAGUUACAUUGUUGCAAGAAAGACAAGAAGAUCGCAAACAAUAAACAAUUUAUUAUAGGUUAAAGGAACACUCCAAGCACCAUAACAACCACAGCCUAUUGUAGUGGUUAUGGUGCCAGAAGUGCCCUCCCCCACUGUAAGGAGUCAAAUAGUUUUGAAUGGUCUUCCCGGCUUACCUGUGGUCCACUACGCGCUGCUCCCCACCUCCACUAAUAUUUCCGUAGAGCUGCAAGUUCCUAAGCAGGAACUCAAAAUGUGUUUUUCUAUUUUGCUAUUUUCCUUUUAAAAGGCAUGUAUGAGCUGCAGUUUGAGCGUAUGGCAGUCUGGGUUUAUACAACAAAAUGGAUUCAUGCAGCAUGAUAACGAAAUCUCUUUAGUAAGAUUUUCUCAAAGCUUGGUAACUCUGCAUUACCAGAAAACCUAUACAUUUCUUAAAACCAGUAUAUCGCUGUCAAACUUUGCAGGUCAAAGAGAACAAAGAAAAUGCCUGGAUUGAGCAUGACGUAUGGAGAAUGGAAAUCUACGUUUGUCUGGGAAUUUUAUCGCUUGCUAUCCUGGCAGUUUUGGCAGUAGUGUCAAUCCCAACCAUUGCUAGCUCUUUAUCCUGGAGAGAGUUCAUUUUUAUUCAGGUACAUUUCUGCAGGGUGGCUAUUAGACUAAUCAGUGCACAGUUUGCUAACUGUAGGUAAAAUCAGGAUAUAUGUGGCAAGAGCUGUGCGUCCAUGGAUGUUAAAACUGUGAUAUAGAGUAGAACAUCUACCUGCAAUAAAUACCAAACUGGGAGAAGGACACCCCAAAUGAAGGCAAAACAGCAACUCUUCUUCCAAAAAAAAACUCUUAUAUUCCAAAAGAUUAAAAACAAGCUCCAAUAGACAUAUCUCGUGCUGAAAUAAGGGUGUUUUUUCCAUUAUAUACAUUUUUUAUAUAUAUAUUUGUAACGUAAAAAAAAUAAAUUCAAAUAACCAAGACUGCUAGCCUAAGGAAGGAAAACAAAAAUAUUAUCUCCACGUCGUAUUCUAUGCUUUUCACAGGAGUGAAAAGGCUAGAAUAAGAUGUGGAGAUAAUAUUAUUUAUUUUUUAAAAUUAUACUUGGUAACUUAAAUAUGAUAAACCUUUUCUUUAUAUGUACAGAGCCAAACUGAACUCUUUAAUCUUUUUAAUAAGCUACAUUUGGUAACUUUGACAGUAAAACUGAAAAAGUAAAUCUAUGCAUAAAACAAAGAGAGAACAUAUACGGUAAAAUAUACUACGUAAACAUGCAUAUACAUACUGAGGUAACAGUGUUUAGAUUACAUAAAGUCUAGUCACUAGUAAAACAAAAAUGUUACUAGCAUUCCAGGUAAUCUUUGGCAUAUAGAGACAGGGGAGAGAUGAGAAAGUAGACAAACAAAUUAUAGGAGAUAGUGUUUAGCCACAGGGAUUGUCAAUGGUUAAUAUUUAUCUGAUAUCAGGAGGAACUCGUUCGUUUUAGCAUAAUACUUUGAAGGUACACUUUAUAUAGAAGUUGGACCAGUAUUCCAUCAUUUAUACAGCUGGCCUGGUUCAUUCGGCAGGUUUUCAACUCUUCGGUAUCUCAGAGUCAGAGGUUCGAGUCCUGGUUAGCUGAACUUAGCUUUUAUUAUUCUACAUUCAAUAAACAAGUACUAUAAAUCGGGCGCAAUAAUUAAAUCUAGAUGUCAAGAUUUACUCGUAAACAUGUAACAAGCUAAAUGUACCAAUCACUGUUAAAUACUUAAUAUCAUAUUGUGCAGUCACUCUCCGUCCCACAUCGCAAAAUGUUAUUUGGUAGAACUGGAUCACAAUAAAAGGGGGAACUUAGGGACAAAUUGCCCCAGGUACACCGAUUGCGCAUUCUGAGAAUCAGAUAACUUUUUGAAGUACUUGCUGUUGCUGAUACAAAGCCCUUUUAGCACAUAUUAUAUAUCAUGUGUGUUUUUUUAUAUAUAUAUGUAUAUAUAUAACGCACGUUAUCUAGCCUAGUCUACAAUUCAAAGUAUAUACUUAAAAUUGACUUUAAAAUCAUUAAUAAUUUCACACUUUAAAACAGAAAUAUAUAUAUUUUUUUAAAUAAAUACAUGCCACUUAACUAGAAAGCCAUAUUUCCUGUCUAGACUAGUUUUUAAAAAAAAUAGAGAAUUCUUCUCAUCAAAUGCAGUCUUAAAGAUGCUUUUAUGUGUAUCAUUCAGAAUACAUUAGCCAUGAAAUACUAAGUCAUACUUGGUUAGAUGUUCAUUUGUUAAAACACUAUAAUCCCUUCUUUUGUCCCGAGCUCAAUGUGUAAAAUUGCUGUAUGGGAAGCGUUAGAUCUUUUAGAUGAUUAUAUUUUUUUUUAACAUUUAUUGGCUUAACUUCAUUAUUGCUAAAAGAGGGACGCCAAGUGUAAGUUAUUCCCCCUCCCUUAUUAAUGCAUUAAGGAGAUAAUACGUGAAAAAUGCAAACCACAAAGUCAGAUCUACAUUAAAGUUUUAUUACUAGGUAACCAACUCUGCAUUCGUAUUGUUGCUGGAUAACUAUAGCACCUUCAGGACUCAGGAAGUGGCUUAGAAUUGCUAAACGGAAUGCUUAAUUUACCAUAACCCCUACCACACAUUGUGAAUUAAUUUUGGAAAGAAUUAUUGGAUCCACUCCUACUCUUAUUUUUUUAAAACCUUGCCCCUCUGUUGCACCAGUUACACAACUGCGUUAUCCAUCCAAUGUGCCACAAUGAUAUCCCAUUGUCUAUUCUCUACAAGUCCCACAUUAAUUAAUAAACCGCAAUGUCUCUGCACUUUUACAUUUAUUGUAUGAUGUUGUUUCUAUGCUAAAUAACCCCUGCCUUUUAUUUACAGAGCAAGAUGGGAUACAUUGCAUUGUUCCUGUGUACUGCUCAUGCGUUUGUGUUUGCUUGGGAUAAAUGGGUGGAUGUGAAUCAGUUUAUAUGGUACACACCCCCUUCUUUCAUGCUCGCGGUUAUUCUUCCAGUCAUCGCUUUGGUCUGUAAAGCAAUUCUCCUUCUGCCAUGUUUGAACAAGCGGGUACAGAAGAUCAGAUGUGGCUGGGAGUCAAAACAAGAGAAUGGAAACAAACGUGUUAUGUAUCACUUCUAGCAGUAACACAGCAAGUGAUAGAAUUCCAUGUUGUGUUCAUGUAGUUUUGUAAAUGAUUUAUGUGAUUGCAUUUCACACUUUUCUACAAAGCAUCUUUACGAGUUUAUCACUAAACACAAAAUUGUGGACAAUUGUCAAAGCAAUUUAAAUUUUUAUUUCAAAGUAGCUAACGGUUGAACACCUACAACAAAGUUAUUUUUCAAUUCCACUAUUUUUCCCUAUAUUUUGCAGUUUCCCUGGCAAUCCUUUACAAUUCCAAUUUUAGUGAAUAACCUGAACAGUCUGACAGAGGCAGUAGGUUUUGACGAGCUAACACUGUAGGGAUUGUUUCACUGUACACCAAAUAGCAUUGAAUUGAAAACCGAAUUGUAACAUUUGGCCAAAAUACGGAAUAUGAUAAUAUUCUCCAAUUCGACUCUAGCCACAGUUUGGUUAGUUUUGCCUAUAUUUUGCAAUUCAGUUUUCAAUUCACUAUAAUAUUGCUAUAGGACUAAUAUAAUAUAAGACUAACUGCCAAGAAUUGCAAAGAGACUGCUGAUAGAAUAAAGUCCACAUUAUGGCAUUUGGCAGAUAGAAGACAUUUCAUGUAGACAUGUUACUAGCAGACUGCCCUGCUUCACUCCUAAUGUCCUAUAUACAGUUUGGGGUUAUCCAAUAAAUCGCACAUUGCGGAAAAUUUGUAUUUGUUACAUUCUUAAUUAAAUUUAUUUAUUUACAUACACACAAUGUAUAACUGUAUGAUUUAUUUACACCACUCUUAC
Molecule: messenger RNA, 32484 nt
Organism: Pelobates cultripes (western spadefoot toad)
Lineage: Eukaryota; Metazoa; Chordata; Amphibia; Anura; Pelobatidae
Source: the annotation of a GenBank genome assembly